Molecule: messenger RNA, 1475 nt
Organism: Trifolium pratense (red clover)
Lineage: Eukaryota; Viridiplantae; Streptophyta; Magnoliopsida; Fabales; Fabaceae
Product: amino acid transporter AVT1I-like
Exons: 3
Coding region: 60-1286 (408 amino acids)
Biological process (GO): amino acid transmembrane transport
Cellular component (GO): vacuolar membrane
Molecular function (GO): amino acid transmembrane transporter activity
Source: RefSeq, a predicted model, not a curated record
AAUCUAUCACAUAAUAUAGGUUCGAAAAAAGUUGUCUUGUCAAACUUGAUUGAGAGAAUAUGGAGAGUAAAAACCAACUCCAUGUUUCAAAUGCAGGGAAACAAAGUGAAGGAACCGAUUUUUUCAAAACUUGCUUCAAUGUACUCAAUACCUUGACAGGUAUUGGGAUACUGUCAAUGCCAUAUGCAGUUUCUCAAGGAGGGUGGUUGAGUUUUAUGCUUCUAAUUAUUUUUGGGAUGAUAAGUUGUUACACAGCUUUACUUUUGGAAAGGUGCAUGAAUCUAAAUCCAAAAAUUAAAUCUUAUGCUGACAUAGGUGAUGUUGCAUUUGGGUACAAGGGAAGAGCUAUGAUUGCUAUUUUCAUAUAUUUAGAGGCAUUUUUAAUUUCUGUGGAGCUUCUUAUUUUAGAAGCUGACAAUUUGGAGAAGCUUUUUCCAAAUAUGAGAUUUACAAUAUUUGGUCUUAAAAUUGGAGGUAAAAGUUGUUUUGUAAUUUUCACUGCUUUGGCAAUAUUACCAACAACAUGGUUGAGAAAUUUGGGAGCUCUAGCCUAUAUUUCAAUUGGUGGAGUAUUUACUUCAAUUAUAUUAAUUGGUUGUGUUGUGUGGGUGGGUGAAGUUGAUGGUGUUGGAUUUCAUGAAAGAGGAGAUUUGAUACAUUGGGGUGGAUUGUCUACUUCUAUGGGCAUUUUUGCAUUCUGUUAUAGUGCUCAUUCAUUAAUGCCUACUAUAUGCAAUUCCAUGAGUGACAGAAAACAAUUUUCCAAGGUUUUGUUGAUUUGCUUUGUGGCAAGCACUAUUAUCUAUGGAACUAUUGUUGUUUUAGGCUACAUGAUGUUUGGAGAACAAUUGAAGUCUCAAAUCACAUUAAAUUUACCAACAAACACUAUAAGCACAAAAAUAGCAAUCUAUUCCACAAUAAUUAAUCCUUUCACUAAGUAUGCUAUUGAAAUUAGCCCAAUAACAAUUGCUAUUGAAGACAAAUGGCAUCUAUGCAUGACAAGACCUAUUAGUAUUCUAAUCAGAACAAUCAUUGUGGCCAGCAGUGUACUUGUGGCAUUAUACAUUCCUUAUUUUGCAUACAUUAUGGCAUUUAUUGGUGCAUUCUUGAGUGUAGCAAUCACAUUGUUGUUUCCAUGUCUUUGCUACCUAAAGAUAAACAAAGCUGCUAAAAAAUUUGGAUUAGAGCUCAUCAUCAUCAUGGGAAUUUUGAUCAUUGGAACGUUUAUUGGAAUACAGGGUACAUACAAUUCAGUGGAGAAGAUAGUAAAUCAAAUGAAGCUUUGAUGGUGAAUACUUAAUGGCUAAUGCUAACUAUUAUGACUAAUAUUGAUAUUGAUAGUCAUGAGUUAUAAUAUUUACGUAGUCAAAAGAAUAUUAAUUAGAAGUUACUUAUUAAUGAGAAGGUUAAAAUACAUUUUUAUAACUUUGUGAUAUUGGCCUUAUCUAUUGAUUGAGGGUUCUUUAUAACCAGAA